CCACCCCGCUCUUUGCAGGACGUCACCGCGGACUGCAGGGGCCUGAGCCGCCGCCGCUGCUGCUGCCGCCGCCGCGCAGCUCCACAUCCGCGCAUAGAGGACCCCCGUAGCCGUCACAGGAAAAAGAAAGUCCCCUCUGCUAGGAUUGCCACCGCAUCGGUGCACGGCAAGAUGGCGUCCGCCACAGACUCACGCUAUGGACAGAAGGAGUCCUCCGACCAGAACUUCGACUACAUGUUCAAGAUCCUCAUCAUUGGGAACAGCAGUGUGGGCAAGACGUCCUUCCUCUUCCGCUACGCUGAUGACUCCUUCACGCCUGCCUUUGUCAGCACUGUGGGCAUCGACUUCAAGGUCAAGACCAUUUACCGCAACGACAAGAGGAUCAAGCUGCAGAUCUGGGACACAGCAGGGCAGGAGCGGUACCGGACCAUCACCACAGCCUACUACCGAGGAGCCAUGGGCUUUAUUCUCAUGUAUGACAUCACUAACGAGGAGUCCUUCAAUGCCGUGCAGGACUGGUCAACCCAGAUCAAGACCUAUUCAUGGGACAACGCACAGGUGCUGCUGGUGGGGAACAAGUGUGACAUGGAGGACGAGCGAGUGGUGUCAUCAGAGCGCGGCCGGCAGCUGGCCGACCACCUUGGGUUUGAGUUCUUUGAGGCCAGUGCUAAGGACAAUAUCAACGUCAAGCAGACCUUCGAGCGCCUGGUGGACGUCAUCUGUGAGAAGAUGUCUGAGUCACUGGACACGGCUGACCCAGCGGUCACUGGCGCCAAGCAGGGCCCACAGCUAACGGACCAGCAGGCGCCCCCGCACCAGGACUGCGCCUGCUGAGA
Messenger RNA from Elephantulus edwardii (Cape elephant shrew), 836 nucleotides. It is a transcript of the gene RAB3A, whose product is annotated as RAB3A, member RAS oncogene family. The coding region runs from base 172 to 834 and encodes 220 amino acids. Gene Ontology annotation, biological process: axonogenesis; regulation of exocytosis; protein secretion. The transcript is spliced from 5 exons. Lineage: Eukaryota; Metazoa; Chordata; Mammalia; Macroscelidea; Macroscelididae. Gene Ontology annotation, molecular function: GTP binding; GTPase activity. The record is from RefSeq and is a predicted model, not a curated record. Gene Ontology annotation, cellular component: synaptic vesicle membrane; axon; synaptic vesicle.